Molecule: messenger RNA, 2412 nt
Organism: Symbiodinium sp. CCMP2592
Lineage: Eukaryota; Dinophyceae; Suessiales; Symbiodiniaceae
Source: the annotation of a GenBank genome assembly
AUGACGGAUGACAUGCUGGCAGCGUACGAGGAGACUCUUGCUGCAAUUGCUCAUCAUGCAAUGCUGGGAGCAAACAGGAUAGCCUCUGCGUCAAAGGCCUUUUUUGCAUCGUGUUUUGCUUCUUUUUUUGAGAAGAACACUGAUGGAUCGAAUCGUUCAGUGAUGUCCGAUUGGAAUCUAACUUACGGUAAAGAAGUAAGACUGGAUGCAGUUUCGAAGUGUAUUGAUGGUGAAGGAAGGUCUUUCGUUGAAGACUUUGAAUCUAUCUGCAGUAGACACUCUCUGUCUCAGCUGCAGAUAUUGGAUUUGCUUGGAACUACCAGCAUAAUACCAGCUCAACCUACCUCAGUUGCUUCGCUUAUGGAGAGAGCCGAGAAGAUGCACGAGAAGGUUACAACACCAGAUGAAGACACCUACGACGAGUUCAUUACAUAUGCUGGAAGGGUGGAUCUAUUCUGGUACCUGAGGAAACAUGAUUCAAUUUCCUAUGACCAACUGGUGGGACCAGAAGAAGAAAAAAUGGCUCUUCUGUCACUCAUAGAUGAAAGUGAAGCCAAUCACAAAAGACGAUCUUGGAACCUAUCGGACAUUCCUGAUAAUUUGUCCAUGAGAGACGUAUUCAGAUUCUUUAAUUAUGGAGCAUUUUGGUACUUGUUCGCGAAAGAUUCUACUGAUUUGACCCCUUCAUCGAACGCAGUCAUUUCGAAUGAAAUCAAGGCCGCCCUGAUCAACGGGGAAGAGAUAUUUGAUGGACGUUCUUUUGACGACUGGAUAUCAGAUUCAGAUUUGUGGACUGCAGUAUUGUACACAGCUGGGAAAGCUGAAGCUGCCAAAGCCAACCCAAAACAUCGAAUGACUGCUUCAGCUGACAGGCUCACAAGAUGGUUAUUGUCUACCAUAGACCGCAACCGCAAGGACUACGUUAAUAUGAACCCAGCUGUCAUGCAAGGCAGGAGUCCAUUUGCCAUUGCGGUUUGGUUCGAGAACUUGUCCAAAUGGGUCAUUGAUUCUUCCAAAGAUGACAGGGGAACUUUGAUGUUCUCACAUGACUUGGCAGCUUGGUCUGAGGGGCAGUCUAGAAAGCAUGUCAUGAGACACAACGCUCUUGUCUCAGCCUAUUACAAAGGUUUUGAGAAGAUAACUGACAAGAUGAGACAAGUCUAUGACUCACUUCACCUCUUGACUGACAGACUUGGCGCUCGACAUUACACAAGCUGGAAGGAUUCUCUGAUGCAGGGAAUGCAAGGCUUCGCUGACUCAUGGUUGCAUAGUCGCAUUGUCAAAUUUUUGACUGCAAAAUUCUCAGAUGUUCAGGGAAUGCCUGCAAUCCUAUCUUCACAAGGCGCCACGAACAUCGAUGACGUUCUUUUGAUAUUGAAAACUGCCAAAAAAGCCGGCUUCCGGGGACUCUACCGUGGCAUCGGUGCCGCCUUGAUAAAGGAGUCGAUCCACUCCCUGAACUACUGGAUUUUCCAUGGCAGCCUCUUCCGACUCUUCACCGAGUUUGAGGACACGUCCGCCACCUCUCCGAUGCGACGGCUCGUGCUGAAUCUGGUAUCGAAGCAGAUGAACUGGCUGUGCACAGUGCCCUUCGAGGUCAUCUCGAGCGUGAACCAAAUGUCCGAAAAGGCUCCCGGCUUUGCCGCGACAGCCGCCGCAUUGUACCAGGAGGGGGGCUUGGGAGCGUUCUACCGUGGGCUCACUGUCUCGCUCAUUCUGGCGAUCAACCCAGCCAUCAUGAACACGCUCAUAACCUCCAUGCUGCGGGUCAGGGCGAUGUUUCUGCAGUCCUGUGGCGUUGAACACUCAGAGGCACGUGAUCAUAGUGCCGCCGCACUGGGUGCUGUGACAGCGUUGUCAAAGAUAGUGGCGACCGUCUUGACUUACCCGUUGAUUCGGGCCAAGGUCCUGCAGCAGACGGCGGCCUCGGUCUACUCGGGGCAGGCCUUCCCUUCCGUCAUGAGGCAAGUAUUGCUCCUUGAAGGUGUUGGCGGCCUGUAUCGGGGAAUGAUUGCGAUGAGUUACAAGACAGUGCUCUGGAAUUCCAUCAUGAUGGCCUUCAAGCACCUCUUGGGUCCAAAACGGGCGAUGACGCCUCCCGAGUCCCCAAAGCUCAUGCACAUGCCCCACGUUGCCCGCGAGCCCUUCCCGGCCGAGUACACGCAGGAGAAGCUGGAUGAGAUCCUGGAGUAUCUCCGGCGCGUCGGCAGCAGUCGCAAGAAGGUGGAGGCGCUAGAGCAGCGGAUGGACGAAGUCAUCGUGGAGCUUCGGGAGGUCCGCACGCUGCUGCUGGAUCUGGUGUCCCGACCGAGCGCAGAAGCUGGUCAGAGCCAGGCACUGCGCCUCGCGCAGGGACCCGAUGUGCGCUGCAACGGCGAGGCCACAGGCUCUGAUGGCUCGCAGUUCAUCUGA